GAGGACCGGCCGCCGUCCGCUAAUCCCGAUUACAAAGAGGUGCGCUGCAGAGUGGCGUCCUGGAGUCAGAGGCGCCUGGACGAGGAGAGAGGGGCGACGGCCUGGACUGCGGUAGUGGGAGAAGGGAUGCCAUAAAAGUGCGAGGAUGAAGGGAGAGGACAGCUGAGCGUCUCGCGAUGGACGGCAGAGGGAGGAGAGGAACCAACGGCUCCUUCAAGCGCUCGUCCAUCAAGCGCAGCGCCUCGUCCGGAUCUCAGAGGCUUCAGAGAGCCUGGAUCGAGAAAACCUUCCAGAAGAGAGCAUGCAUCCAGAUCAUUCCGGGGAAAGACGCCAGCAGAUGCAGCUGUGGUCAGUUGGUGGCGCAGCACACGGCCGUGCCAGCAGGGGGCCGCGAGGAAGAGGACGCGGCCCCGCUGGUUCUGCUGGAGGUCCAGGCCACAGAGCGCUGGACCCCCCUCAAACACACCCGGGCCACGCCCACUGAUGCCUACGGCGUCAUUGAGUUCCAGGAAGGAGGUCACGUCAACAAGGCCAUGUACAUCCGCGUGUCGUACGACUCCAAGGCGGACUCCUUGCUGCACCUGAUGGUGAAGGACUGGCAGCUGGAGCUUCCCACGCUGCUCAUCUCGGUCCACGGCGGCCUCCAGAACUUUGAGCUGCCCCCCAAGCUGCGUCAGGUGUUUGGGCGGGGCCUCAUUAAAGCCGCCGUCACCACGGGGGCGUGGAUCUUCACCGGCGGCGUCAGUACCGGCGUGAUCCGCCACGUCGGCGACGCUUUGAAAGACCACUCGUCCAAGUCCCGGGGCAAGGUGUGCGCCAUCGGCAUCGCCCCGUGGGGCAUCAUCGAGAACAAGGAGGACCUCAUCGGGAGAGACGUGUCCCGGCCCUAUCAGACCAUGGCCAACCCCCUCAGCAAGCUGUCGGUUGUGAACAGUAGCCACUCCCACUUCAUCCUGGCCGACAACGGCACCAGCGGAAAGUACGGCGCCGAGGUCCGACUGCGCCGCCAGCUGGAGAAACACAUCGCCCUGCAGAAGAUCAACACGCGUCUGGGUCAGGGCGUGCCGGUGGUGUGUCUGAUCCUGGAGGGCGGUCCCAACGUGAUCUCCAUCGUGUUAGAGAGCCUGAAGGAGGAGCCCCCCGUCCCCGUGGUGGUGUGCGACGGCAGCGGCCGGGCCUCCGACAUAAUUUCCUUCGCCCACAGAUACUGCGAAGAGGACGGCAUGGUGAGCGAGGGCGUGAAGGAGCAGCUGCUGGUGACCAUCCAGAAGACCUUCAACUACGGCCGCAGUCAGGCGCAGCAGAUCUUCCUCAUGGUGAUGGAGUGCAUGAAGAAGAAAGCUCUGAUCACGGUGUUCCGGAUGGGUUCUGAAGGCCAGCAGGACAUUGAGAUGUCCAUCCUAACGGCGCUGCUCAAAGGCACCAACGCGUCGGCGUGCGACCAGCUGAGUUUGGCGCUGGCGUGGAAUCGAGUGGACAUCGCUCGCAAUCAGAUCUUUGUGUACGGACAUCACUGGCCGCCAGUGAAGCUUAGUGAGCAUCCAAAGAGUCCGGCGUCGGUGCAGCGGGCAGCGGCGGCGGCACCAGCAGCGGCCAAAGGAAAAGCCAGAGGAAAAAAAGGAAAAGCCGGUAAAAGCAAACCGGAGCCACCCGAGGAGACGGACCCCAGGAAGCUGGAGCUGCUUAGCUGGGUCAACUCGUUGGAGCAGGCCAUGAUGGACGCGCUCGUCCUGGACAGAGUGGACUUUGUGAAGCUUCUCAUCGAGAAUGGCGUCAACAUCCAUCACUUCCUCACCAUCCCUCGUCUGGAGGAGCUCUACAACACGAAGCUCGGACCCCCCAACACGCUGCACUUUGUGGUGCGAGACGUAAAAAAGGGGAACCUGCCUCCGGACUACCAAAUCACCUUGAUCGACAUCGGGCUGGUGCUGGAGUUCUUGAUGGGCGGAGCUUAUCGCUGCAAUUACACCAGGAAGAGUUUCAGGACGCUGUACAACAACUUGUACGGCCUGAAGAGGCCAAAAGCGUUGAAACUGUUGGGGAUGGAGGAUGACGAGCCCCGUCCCAAAGGUAAAGGCAAGAAGAACAAGAAGAAAGAGGAAGAGGUAGACAUCGAUGUGGACGACCCCGAGGUCAGUCGCUUCCAGUACCCGUUCCACGAGCUAAUGGUGUGGGCCGUGCUUAUGAAGCGCCAGAAGAUGGCGCUGUUCCUGUGGCAGCGGGGGGAGGAGGCCAUGGCCAAAGCUCUAGUGGCCUGCAAGCUCUACAAGGCCAUGGCCCACGAGUCUUCCCAAAGCGAGCUGGUGGAUGACAUCUACCAGGAUCUGGAGAACAACUCCAGAGAGUUCGGGCAGCUGGCUUACGAGCUGCUCGACCAGUCGUACAAACGCGACGAGCAGGUGGCCAUGAAGCUGCUGACCUACGAGCUGAAGAACUGGAGCAACUCCACCUGUCUGAAGCUGGCAGUGGCCGCCAAACAUCGAGAUUUCAUCGCCCACACGUGCAGCCAAAUGUUGCUUACUGACAUGUGGAUGGGAUGUCUGAGGAUGGGCAAGAGUAACAGCCUCAAGGUGAUUUUAGGAAUCGUUUUCCCCCCUGCCAUCCUCCUCCUAGAGUUCCGUAUCGGAGACGAAGCUUCGUAUCACUCCUCUAAAGAGAAUGAGGGCAGCAAAAGCAAAGAAGAAGACAACAAGUCCUGCAAAGAUGCCAUCUCCAACAUGGACACCACAUCCAAGAAAGGAGAUGAGGAAGAAAACCUGAAGAAAGGCAGGAAGAGGGUUCCCAUUGGGAGUCAGAUCUAUGAGUUCUACAACGCCCCCUUCACCAAGUUCUGGUUUAACACUAUUUGCUACCUGGCCUACCUCUCGUUGUACAACUACAUCAUCCUAGUCAAGAUGGAGCGAUGGCCAUCCCUUCAGGAGUGGAUCGUCAUCUCGUAUAUCAUAACACUGGGCCUGGAAAAAGUCCGACAGAUCCUGAUGUCGGAGCCGGGCAAAUUGAAGCAGAAGAUUAACGUGUGGCUGGAGGACUACUGGAACAUCACAGACCUGGUGGCCAUCUGUGUCUUCCUGCUCGGGCUGCUGUUGAGGCUGCAGAAUGAGCCCUACAUGGGCUAUGGCCGCGUUAUCUACUGCGUGGACAUCAUCUUCUGGUACAUCCGCGUCCUCGACAUCUUCGGGGUCAACAAGUACCUGGGGCCAUACGUGAUGAUGAUUGGGAAGAUGAUGAUCGACAUGCUGUACUUCGUAGUCAUCAUGCUGGUGGUCCUGAUGAGCUUCGGCGUGGCCCGGCAGGCCAUCCUGCAUCCGGACGAGGAACCCACAUGGCGCCUGGCUCGCAACAUCUUCUACAUGCCGUACUGGAUGAUCUACGGCGAGGUGUUUGCAGACUCCAUAGACCUUUACGCCAUGGAGAUCAACCCUCCAUGUGGAGACAACUUAUACGAUGAAGACGGGAAGAAGCUUCCUCCCUGCAUCCCUGGAGCCUGGCUGACUCCCGCCAUCAUGGCCUGCUACCUCCUGGUGGCCAACAUCCUGCUGGUCAACUUACUCAUCGCCGUCUUCAACAACACGUUCUUCGAGGUGAAGUCCAUCUCAAACCAGGUGUGGAAGUUCCAGCGUUACCAGCUGAUCAUGACCUUCCACGAUCGGCCCAUUCUGCCGCCGCCGCUCAUCGUCUUCCCGCACAUCUUCAUCGUCCUCAAGAGGCUGUGUUGCCGAUGCCGUCGCCGGCAGGAUGGCGACCGCGACGACCGCCAGAGACGCCUACAGCUGCUGCUGAGUGCGGACGAGCUGAAGAGUCUUCACGAGUUCGAGGAGCAGUGCGUGGACGAAUACUUCCGCCAAAAAGACGACGAGAAGCAGUCGUCCAACAACGAGAGGAUCAGAGUCACCUGCGAAAGGGUGGAGAACAUGUUCAUGCGUCUGGAGGAGGUCAACGAGCGGGAACAUUCCAUGAAGGCGUCGCUGCAGACGGUGGACCUGCGCCUGGCGCAGCUGGAGGAGUUCUCGGGCCGCAUGAUGAACGCCCUGGAAAAGCUGGCGGGCGUCGACCGGGCCGAGCUGGCCCGCACGCGCUCCAGAGGCUCGUCCAUGUGCGACGGCGGCGCUCUGCUGCGACGCGGCAGCAUCAACAGCGCCGACGGCUGCAGCCUGUACCGCUACCAGCUGGAGCCCGACCCGGACGGGACCUCCCUGGGCGGGAGUCCGGAGAGGCGAGGGGUGAACGUGGACCAGGGUGACGCCCAUGUGGCCGUCAAGGAGGCGGGCGCCACUCUGGGCAUCCACCAAGUGCGGGACAGAAGUCAGUCUUUGUCCAACGUGGACAUCCUCAUCUCUCCCUGCGAGCAGGACCGCAGAUCACCUGAGACCGUCGCCGUGGAGACGGCGGGAGGACGCGCUAGACUGGAGGCGGUGGUCUCCUUCCCGCUGGAGAGGUCAAGGGUCACGCCGUGUUUGUCCUCCCACGUGUCUGACAAAGGAUCCGUGAGCAGCCUGAUGUGUAGCCCCGCCCUCCGGCAGACGCCUGACCGCCUGGCACAGGGUCCCCACGGCAACGGCGAGGGGGAGGAGCCCGAGGAGGACAACGAGGACAGGACGUACCCGACACUGCGCUCCAAAAGCCUCAACGUGAACCCAAAGAAGGGCCGGACACAAAGGACGGACGCGCCUCGCUCGGCUGCCAGCGUCGCCGAUUUGGUGUCCGCGUUUGGGGGCGGCGAGGGCGAGGACCCGAGCUAGUCAAAGGUCAGCAGGACUUGAACGUUCAUAUUUGUAAGCAUCUUCAGUCUUCCUGCUCUGUGGGGCCCGAUUCAGCGGGUCCCGUUUAUGCCGACAACCCACCGCGUUAUUAUGACUAAAAAGUGGCAGCAAUUUUUAUCUCUAUAAAAUAAAUGAGUCCGUUUAUGUCGACACCACCCUCCCUAUAUGCACUAUAUAACACUAAGAGCUGUGCAUUUUGUGUGAAUAAGCACAUGGAAAAUGUUAAUUCCUAGCCUCUUCCUGCUCUGUCACUGGUAAGAAUAUAAUGGCAAGAAGGGCAUGAGGAAGCUUUGGUCCUUUAAUGUGAGCAGCAAGCUGUUGGAGAUCUUUUAUCAGUCUGUUGUGGCCGGUGCCCUGUACUUUGCAGUGGUUUGUUGGGGGCAGCAGCACCAGCAAAAUGGACUCAAACCAGAUUGAUAAACUGAUCCGGCCAAACUACUGGCACGCAGUUGGAGGCGCUUGUGUCAGUGAGGGACAGGAGGACACUGGACAAACUGCUCACCAUCAUGGACAAUCCUGCCCACCCACUCCACCAGACAACUGAGGGACAGCGGAGCUCAUACUCCAACAGGCUCCUUCGUCGAUUCAAGAACUCCUUCAUUCCGCACUCCAUGCAGCUGUAUAAUCACUCGCCAUACAGCAUUAGAUGAUAUCGGUCUAUUACCUGACACCUUCUAUGUUAGCUACCUCUUUGUUUAUAAUGUCUAUUUUCUGCUGGAUCUACUCUCUAUUUUAUGCUGCAGCUGUUACAUAUACUGUAAUAUUCCAUCCAUCCAUCCAUUUCCUACCGCUUAUUCCCUUCGGGGUUGCGGGGGGCGCUGGAGCCUAUUUCAGCUACAAUCGGGCGGAAGGCGGAGUACACCCUGGACAAGUCGCCACCUCAUCGCAGGGCCAACACAGAUAGACAGACAACAUUCACACACUAGGGCCAAUUUAGUGUUGCCAAUCAACCUAUCCCCAGGUGCAUGUCUUUGGAGGUGGGAGGAACCCGGAGUACCUGGAGUAGGGAUGAUACUCGAAACCGAUUUUCCCGGUUGUUCGAUAAGAAAAGAACCGAGUCCGUUAUCGAGACCACUAUAGUAAAGAAAAAGAGUUGGUUCUUUAUUCGAAUCCCGUCCCGACCAGAAAUGCCCCGUGGGACAUCACAUGAAAUGACGUCACGUAGCUCAGUCAUUAGGCGCAGAUAGGGAAAGCAGGAAAAACAAUGGUGUAAUAAAGUUCAAAACAAAAGGUAUAAUCCAAUGAAUAACUUUACUGAGAGAUUUGAGCAGGGUACAAACACAUGACGAACACUUUUACGACCAACCGGUAACAUAGCAACCAGGCUAGCAACGCACCUCCUUUACGGCAGCUGUCGCAACGUUCUUAAAGCAACCACAGCACAUACAUAUAUAUAUACACAACAUAUAUCUCCAGUGUUUCCCAUAAACUGCCAAGAUACCUGUGGCGGUGGGGGCGUGGCUAUGGGCGUGGUCACCAUAACAUCAUCGAGUAAUUUGCAUAAUUUACUACAAUGAUAUGAUUUUCUCUAAAAAGGCUAAAAAAAUGUAUACUUACUAAUUAAUAAUAACAGUUUUGUUUUAAACGUCCAUCCAUCCAUCCAUUUUACAAUAUAAUUACAACACUUUAUGUACAUAUUUAAAAACAGAUUUGAAAAAUAAGUUAUUCACUGAAAUAUAUGUAUUAAUUGUGAUUCUUACAAAAAAUAUAUCUUAUAAAAUAUAAAAGCUAAAAUGUCUCAAAGCUCUGCCCCUUUAAUUGGUGCAAACUAAAUAAUUUAACUUUAGCCUACUACUACAACCAUAUUAUUUACCAGCAACAUAAAGUGAAACAGAGGCAGAGGUGUCCUGCCACAGUCAGUAACAAAUAAAAAGAAAACAGUAGUGGUGGUAGAUAGACACAGAGCUUCAUCAAACAUCUGAUCCACUGAACAAAGAGCUCCAAAAAUCUUGAACUUUAGACUGUCAUCAGUUUUACUCCCCACGCUUAACCAUGUGUUUCCUACUGCCUGCAGACUUUGCACCCUUUGUUAUAUACACAUGUGUUUCUAAUAUAAAUACAUUUAAUAAAGUCAAAUACAAAUAAGGCAACAAGAGAAGUAUCCUACACUUCUCUUUUGUAAAGUAAAUCUGAACAGCCGAUAUGGGCAUCUACAUCAACUAUAUGAUUUGCCUGAGAAGCUGGAGAGGACAAUUUUUUUUUUUUUUUAUUUGUGGCGGACGUAAUUCUUUCGUGGCGGGCCGCCACAAAUAAAUGAAUGUGUGGGAAACCCUGAUCUCCCUUUUUUAACUUUUGUUUUUCUUUCCUUGUAAACAAAACAAAAUCACACUGUAUAUGUGUUGUCUGUCUAAUUAUAAAUAAUGCAGACGAGGCGUGUUGGCUGAGUUCUUGACGUUUACUUUCACAGCAUGCUCAUAACCUCAUUCUUACAGAUGGUACAAAAUGCGGCUGCUAGACUUUUGACAAAAACAAGAAAGUUUGAUCAUAUUACGCCUAUACUGGCUCACUUGCACUGGCUUCCUGUGCACCUAAGAUGCGACUUUAAGGUUUUACUACUUACGUAUAAAAUACUACACGGUCAAGCUCCUGCCUAUC
Entelurus aequoreus (snake pipefish) is the source of this 7355-nucleotide messenger RNA. RefSeq names its product transient receptor potential cation channel subfamily M member 1-like. The transcript is spliced from 28 exons. NCBI's taxonomy places the organism in Eukaryota, Metazoa, Chordata, Actinopteri, Syngnathiformes, Syngnathidae. Gene Ontology annotation, molecular function: calcium channel activity. Bases 177 to 4739 code for a protein of 1520 amino acids. Gene Ontology annotation, biological process: calcium ion transport into cytosol; protein tetramerization. The record is from RefSeq and is a predicted model, not a curated record. Gene Ontology annotation, cellular component: membrane.